AUGAUUCUUUAUAAAUAUAAUGCUCAUAUACAAGAACAGCAAAAAGAGCAUAAAAUAAAAGACACAAUUCUUCUAAACUUUUUUAAAUUAAAUCUUAAAGGAUUAAACCUAUAUAUCAAUACUUUACAACAAGUUUAUAAAAAUUCUUUAUUAAAUAGUUAUUUAACUAAUAAUAUUAUUCCAAUUGUAGCUGAUUGGUCUGAGCAAGUGUUUACACAACAAGCCAUUACUUUUUACUUGCAAAACUAUGCUGAUAAUAAUAGUCUACAAGAUCAGCAGAUAGUAGACAAAGAUGACAUAUUGGAAGUGCUUCAAAAAAAUCAGCUAGCUUUACCAAUAAUAGAUUAA
Cetraspora pellucida is the source of this 348-nucleotide messenger RNA. Lineage: Eukaryota; Fungi; Glomeromycota; Glomeromycetes; Diversisporales; Gigasporaceae. The record is from the annotation of a GenBank genome assembly.